AGUAUUCUUCUUUUGAAUCGUUCGUUUUAUUUUCUGGGGGAAAGCUUAUAUGGGAACGCGGUCGUCCGCUUCAUCGUCACCAUCGCACAGAGAAGACGACCACGGGCAUGUCCUCCUUUUCAUACCUCAACCUACCCAAUGCUCUCUUCCUUCCAAUACUAUGACGACGGCGCCGACGACAAUAACGGCCAUGAACAUUAAGAAGAAGAAGCUGAAGCUGGAUACUGCUAACGGCAAGAAGGGCCUAGCAACUCGGAGUGGUCUUCACGGCGUGAUCCUCGCGAGCCUCAUCCACCAGCUCCGGAGACGCCGUAUCCUACACCAGCGCCACGUUUUCCCUAUCCUCUCUGCUCUCUCCGGUUGCCUCCUCCUCCUCUUCGCUGCCUCCUCCCUUCCCGUUAUCCAGCACCAGAGCCACUUCUCGUUCGGCAAUGCGGUCCACGUCGGAUCGGACUCGGAUGCGGGAACGUCUUUUACUGUGCCGGCUAGUGGAGGGAGUUUAAGCCGUGACUUGUGGGUGUCGAGGCUGUCCAAGCUGUACCACGGUUGCAGCAAUGCUAGCGAUAAGUUUGCGACAGGGGCUGAUGCGAAAACGCAUCCGAAUCGGCACUUGUUGAUUGCCACUAGUGGAGGUUUGAAUCAACAAAGAACAGGGAUAACAGAUGCUGUUGUUGCAGCUUACAUUUUGAAUGCUACUCUUGUUGUACCAAAGCUGGAUCAGAAAUCCUUUUGGAAGGAUACCAGCAACUUUACUGAGAUCUUUGAUGUGGACCAAUUUAUCUCAUUUCUUUCAAAAGAUGUUAAAAUCAUUAAAGAGCUUCCAACAAAGGGAGGGAAAGCCUUGACACCAUAUACCAUGCGCAUUCCAAGGAAAUGUAAUCCAAAAUGCUACGAGAAACGUGUUCUACCUGUUCUUAAUAAAAAACAUGCUGUCCAGCUCACUAAAUUUGAUUACAGGCUUUCAAAUCGGUUGACUGCUGAUUUACAAAAACUCAGAUGCAGGGUUAACUACCAUGCUCUGAAAUUUACUGAUUCUAUUCUCGAAAUGGGUAAAAGGUUGGUCCAGAGGAUGAGAAUGAAAAGCAAGCAUUUCAUUGCACUGCAUUUGAGGUUUGAACCAGAUAUGCUUGCAUUUUCUGGAUGCUAUUUCGGUGGGGGAGAAAAAGAAAGAGGAGAACUCGGUGCAAUACGAAAGAGGUGGAAAAACUUACAUGCAAGCAACCCUGAAAAAGUACUAAGGCAUGGACGAUGCCCACUCACUCCGGAGGAAGUUGGUCUCAUGCUAAGAGCAUUGGGUUUUGGAAGUGAUGUUCACCUAUAUGUGGCAUCAGGUGAAGUAUAUGGAGGUGAAGAGACAUUGGCACCCCUCAAAGCACUCUUCCCAAAUUUUCAUUCAAAAGAGACUAUAGCCGGUAAAGAGGAGUUGGCACCAUUUUCAUCAUUUUCUUCUCGCAUGGCUGCACUAGACUUCAUUGUUUGUGAUGAAAGCGAUGUUUUUGUCACCAACAACAAUGGCAAUAUGGCUAGAAUGUUGGCUGGACGAAGAAGAUACUUUGGGCACAAACCAACCAUUCGUCCAAAUGCUAAGAAACUGUACCGCUUGUUCAUGACUCGAAAUAACAUGACUUGGGAAGAAUUUGCCUCCACGGUUCGAAGUAAUCAGAUUGGGUUCAUGGGAGAGCCAAAUGAGGUGAAGCCUGGUAGGGGUGAAUUUCACGAGAAUCCAACAUCCUGCAUAUGUGAGAAGUCCAAGGAAAAGGCAGGGGAAGUUUUGAUUCCUCGGAAUCAAACCAAUAAUCUCGAUAGCAUAAAUAAGGAUUCCAGUGACGUGACAGAAGAGCAGUUAAAUGAGGACGAGCAAGAACAGUCAGAUAUGGAUUAUCCGAAUGGAACACUAACAACAUCAGAUGGCAAUCAUUUGGUUAAACGCGAGCAACCAGAACUCGAGGAAGAGUUAUUUUCAGACUAAAAUCAGGGAGGCUGCAUACAGUCAAUCGAUCCCCAUUGAAAGGUUGUAGGCCAUACCUAACCCAAUUUUUCAAGAGAUUCUUUCGGGUCCUGUUGCUCCAUUUUUAUUUGUUUCAAUGGAGUUUCUUUAACCGAGGCGGCAGGUGACAACAAAGUACUUUGUAUAUAUAGCCAUGCAUUGGCAGUCCGCCAGAUUGAAUUUCCAGUUUCUGUACAUGCCCUGCACAGCACUGCUCCUCCAUUCAGAUUUAGAUGCUUCUUGUACAUGGUAAACCGCUAGGAUUUGUGGCUUAGGACAAAAUCUUUUGCUCUCUCGGAGGGUGGUGGCCGUAUGGCAGGGGGGACAUGGAUGUAAAUAGGGGUGGUUUAAGAUUUGAUUUAGAAUGUAGGCUUUUACUUUUUCUCUUUUCCUUUUCUUUAGUUAUAUUUCUAUUUUUAAAACUUCUUUUCCCCUAUCUAUCUUUUGCAAGGAUAAGCGUAUAGUGUCACUGUCUGGUUCAGAAAUUUUGAAGUAAUUGCAACAUAA
This is a messenger RNA of Carya illinoinensis, 2494 nucleotides long. Its product is annotated as protein ROOT HAIR SPECIFIC 17-like. The coding region runs from base 50 to 1969 and encodes 639 amino acids. The record is from RefSeq and is a predicted model, not a curated record. NCBI's taxonomy places the organism in Eukaryota, Viridiplantae, Streptophyta, Magnoliopsida, Fagales, Juglandaceae. The transcript has 10 exons.